GUUUGGGAUUUGUGGACGGCGGAUCGAAGCCGAGAAACGCCGUCGUUUUGGGAGGGAACCAGUUGGAAGACAUUGUACUGAAUUUCGACAUGGGAACUUCCAUGCUCGGAUUCAGCUCCUCUCUGUUGCAGAGGAAGAGAUCUUGCUCGGAAUUCUCGCCGGAAAAUUUACUGAAAAGAAGAGUUCAAUGAAGAAGAAAGGGAAAAAAUAGGGUCAAAUUUUGAGGGAAAAAGAAAAGGAUUACUAGAAGAACGCCAUUGUGGGUUUUUUUUUGUUCUUGGUGGUGGAAACUAGGAUCUUGCUGUGUAUGAUUGAGGAAUACUUUUUUUCUUUGGGCAAUGUUUUUAGGAUCUGUAUGUUAAUUUUCAAAUUCCAGCGUAACUUUUUGGUUGUCACAAAUUAGCCUAUGGAAGCAUAGUCGAGAUCUGAUUUUUGGUAUAGUUUCGAAAUCUACUAUUUCUUAACCGACAAUUUUGUUUAGAAAUGGAAAUUUGUCUUUAUAUUUUUUAA
Messenger RNA from Momordica charantia (bitter melon), 510 nucleotides. Its product is annotated as putative aspartic proteinase GIP2. Lineage: Eukaryota; Viridiplantae; Streptophyta; Magnoliopsida; Cucurbitales; Cucurbitaceae. The record is from RefSeq and is a predicted model, not a curated record. Gene Ontology annotation, molecular function: aspartic-type endopeptidase activity. Gene Ontology annotation, biological process: proteolysis.